Rhizopus microsporus ATCC 52813 is the source of this 1080-nucleotide messenger RNA. RefSeq lists its product as uncharacterized. Lineage: Eukaryota; Fungi; Mucoromycota; Mucoromycetes; Mucorales; Rhizopodaceae. The transcript has 2 exons. The record is from RefSeq and is a predicted model, not a curated record. The coding region runs from base 1 to 1080 and encodes 359 amino acids.
AUGGAAAUAGAUUACAAGUUGCCCGUUUUAAUACUCAUUUCAUAUUUUACAUUACUGAUACCAUCUCUGUUUUGGAUCAUAUCACCUCAAUUAAAAAGGAGCUUUGAUCAACACUCGACAGAGACCACACUAUUGUUUGUAUUGACUGGCGUUUUUACGACAAUAACAUGGAUUUUUGUCUGCAAGUUUAUGUAUUUGGAUUAUACUAUUUGGUCAUUCUCAAAAGGAUUUCAUUGGGAUUUCUCACUUAAUGCUAUCUCUCACUGGUUACAUGAUGUUUGCUUAUUUGAAAAUGUUGUUCGUGAAGCAGCAACAGGCGCUUGGUCAUGGUUAUGGACUCAUCAGAUAGCCACAUUUGAAGUCAUUGUAUGGACAACCAUCUUGACUAUUGAAGGUUGGAGACGACGUAUUCCUCACUUGUGGGCUUAUAUGCUACUAUGUAAAGCCAUGGGUGUGUCAACAGCAAUGGGUAUAUUCUGUGUAGUCAUGCUAUCACAUCCUCCCAUUAGAAGACGGCCUUCACCUAAAUUACUAGGCGUUUUGGCAUUUUCCAUUACUGUCGGCCUAGUCACUGUCUUGAUCACUCCUUAUGUUAGUACGAGCAGCAGCUUUAUGACAAAUCUUGUGGCUAUGCAAGCCGUGGCUCUGCUGCCACUUAUUGGUGAUUAUGAUGAACAACCUGCACUCACAGUCUAUGAUGGAACACCUAAAUUUAUCACAUUAUUAUACUGUUUUAACGCUGGUGCCAACUUUUCCAUCUAUCUUCAACAAUGGAUUAAAUGCUUCAUGACCUGUACUGAAUCUAAACAUAUCCUUUGCCGCGUGGUUUCGACAUACAUUGAUGUCUUUUGGGAACAUCCUGCACAAACUGUCAUCAACUUGGAUAAUAUAGGUACAAGUGUCAUGAGUGUUGUUUGGAUGUGGUUGUAUAGUCAACAAGAAUUCAAAAAGCGCGUACCAUCCUGGGCAUGGACCACUAUACUACUAACUCCAAUCCUAACCGCCUCUGUCACUCUGCCCAUCUUUUUGUCUGCCUAUGAAUGUUCAAGAUUGACUGUCAAGCAGAAAAAGCAUGAAUAA